UACAUAGAAAAUGUAAAAUUCCUAAAUUCAUUGUUUUCUUUGAAUAAUCAUCUUGCUUCAUAAUACAUUAUAUGUUUAUAAAAGUUGUCUUUAAAUAGUGCAGUGAUGAAGUUUAAUUUUAAAAAAUGAGUGGGCUGAAUUGUCCUUUAAAAAAACCUCAGUGUUUAUAUUGUUUAUUCAAACCUUCAGGUCAGUCAUUAGUUGCUGGACGGGAUGGGGGUGUGAAGAGGAGGAGAAAAAGGAGAAGCCUUAGUUGGCUUCGCACUGGUUGCCAGGAAGCACACAAAGAGCAUGCACACAUGAAACAAACAAGGCCAUGUUGCUGGGGAGGUAGUCAUCAGAGGCACACACUUCACUGGGACAGAAACCCUAUGGCUGUGUCACCUCACACCUCAAGACAAGAAAAUGGAGUUUAAAUCCAUGACAUACGAAUAAAAGCAAGGCACCUGUUGAAGGGAAAAGAAAAACAAAAAACAAAAAACUUACAGAGAGAGUUGAAGACUGCUGAAAAGAGGUGAAACCAUUAUGAGUUGCCAGAAUGCUACCCCUGGGUUGAACAAAGGAUCUCAGCCGCGGCCAGAGAACCUGGAGGAGACUUCACACGGUGCAACUGCAAAAGAAGACGCCAGCACAGUGCUGCUUGAGAACCAACUCACCCUGGGCGACUUUGUCCAAGUGCAGAGAGCCUUUGAGCCCUCAGAGCCCAGUCAAACCAUUUGUAUGUCCAGAGAAGAGUUUGUGCAGAGGAUGACAGAGAUUGUUGGUUGCGGUACAAAGGAAGAAUAUGGAGAGCUCUUUGAUAAAGUGGAUGUGACCCAAGAGGGCUUCAUUAAUUGGGACAAGCUGACUUCAUUUCUGCUGUUAACACUUUAUGAGAAAGAUGAACAAGCAAAGGCAACUGUGGUUCCCCAGUGGAGAGACCUUGAAUUUCUCCCAGUGAAACACAAGGAUACCAUCCAAAGAGUAAUUUUCUUAAAAAGUUCAAGUCGUUAUCUGACCAUCAGUAAGGAAGGUUCAGUAGGAAUCUGGGGAGAGAAUUUAAAGCUGCAAGAAACACUUCCCAUCACUUCAGAUGCCACCAAGCUAAAGCACCUGUGGGUGACAAGUAUGGUUUCUCUGGAAAAUGUAAACAAGAUAGCAGUGGCUUUUACAAGUAAAGAGAUUUGUUUCUAUGAUCUACUGUCCAAAGAAGAAUUUCCUUGUCAAUAUAAACUCCAAGGCCUGAAAGGAUCACCAAUUUGUAUGGAUUAUUGGUACAACCCUCUUGAUGCCAAUGAGUCAAUUCUUUCUUUUGGGGACAUAACUGGAAAGGUUCAAGUAAUUGCUUUCACAACGGCCUUGAUUUCCCUUUUUGAGCAUCCUGCUGGUGCAUGUGAAGAUGAAGAAGCAACAGUGACCAUUAACUGGGCAGAGCUGCGCUCUGGACAUCACAAAUGUUGCUAUACGUUAGGGCACAAACUUCAUCAUGGAGACUGGGUCAGACAAGUUACUUACAAUGCAUCUUUAGAUGCUAUUAUUUCCAGUACAACCAGCAAUACAAACACUGUGGUGCUGGCCUGGAGAGAGAAAUCUAAAAAGCAUCUGAAAAUGACAUCCUUCCACAUUGCCCAGGGCAUUCAUGGUUUUGAUUACCACUCUCAGCUCAAUUUAAUUGCAACUGCUGGCAUUGACAAUAAAGUUUGCCUUUGGAACCCCUAUGUUGUCUCUAAGCCGGUUGGUGUCCUUUGGGGUCACUCAGCCAGUGUGAUAGCUGUCCAGUUCUUUGCUGCAAGAAAACAACUUUUCAGUUUCUCCAGAGAUAAAGUUUUGAGACUCUGGGAUAUUCAGCAUCAACUGUCCAUCCAGAGGAUCUCUUGCUUUUUCCCCAAGAGUCAGGACUUCAGGUGUCUCUUCCACUUUGAUGAAGCCCACGGACGACUCUUCAUCUCGUUCAAUAACCAGCUAGCUUUGCUGGCAAUGAAAAGUGAAGCCGGCAAGAGGGUGACAAGCCACAAGAAAGCAGUCACUUGUGUGCUUUACAAUUCAGUCUUGAAGCAGGUAAUCAGCUCUGAUGUGGGGUCGACCGUUUCCUUUUGGAUGAUAGACACUGGGCAGAAAAUCAAACAGUUUACCGGUUGCCAUGGCAACGCAGAAAUCAGCACGAUGGCCCAAGAUGCAAAUGAGACGCGGCUUUUGACUGGCAGCACAGAUGGGACCAUAAAGGUCUGGGACCUCAAUGGCUGUUGUCACCACACACUCAAUGUUGGGCAAGAGGGAGCUGUGGAUAUUUCACACAUCCUGGUUCUUAAGAAGACAAUCCUAGUUACAGGCUGGGACAGGUCUAUUACUGUGUUUCGAUCUCAGAACUUCAAUCAGUUUUCCAUCCAGCCUGAAGAAUGGAAGGGAGGAAUUCAACACCAUGAUGAUAUAUUAUGUGCUGCAUUUUCACCUCCACAAACUCUUGUUACAGGGAGUUAUGAUGGAGAAAUUGUUCUGUGGAACAACAGUACAGAAAAUGCUCACUAUGUCCUUCACCCUGAUUAUCAGAGGCUGCUAAAAUCAAAAUCGGAUGCAGGGCUUCAAAAGCUUCCUGGUGCUGGGAGGAGCCCCUCUACCCACUCCACCUAUGACCAGGCUACCCUGGGAGCCUGUUCCUUUGAGAUGGACACUGAGUGCAAUCAUGCUGUUAUGAGGCUUUGCUUCCUUGAAGCAAGAAAAAACAUCACAGGGACAGGGGGAGCCAACCUGGUAUCAUGUGGAGGAUCUGGGUAUGUCAGAUUCUGGGAUACAUUUAAGAAGCACCUUUUGGCUGAAUUUUUGGCUCAUAGUGGAGUUGGUUCUAUUAUUAUGUCUACUGAUAAAUCAAAUCGAUACCUGGCCACAGGAGAUCUGGAGGGGUGGUUAAAAAUCUGGAAUAUAGAGGAGUACUGUCUUAAUUCCAGCAAGAACAAACUCACACAGGCCCCAGCUCUGAUAAGAUCGUUCCGGCCUCACGAAGACUGGAUAAGCUCCUUAGAGAUGUGUGAGCUGGGCGGCCGCUCGCUGAUUCUCUCUGCCUCUGCAGACUGCAGCGUUUGUGUGACUGAUGUCUGUGGUGUUCCUGUCCAGAUCUUUGGUCAGGAAAAGCAUUGGCAACUUGAAAACUGUUUUUCUGUUCCUAAAAGAGACACUAAUUUAAUGGGACAUAAGAUUCAAGAGAAAAGCAUAAAGGAAAUUCCUUUAUUUUCUAAGGAGGAGUCAUGUUUAGACCCAUCAAAACAUUCGCUACUUGAUAAGAAAACAUACAGUGUCAGACCUUCAGAAGUCAUAAACUUAGGUGUGAAAUAUAUGGAAACACAUGACCUUUACGAUGGUGGAAUUAUACGAAAAUCAUGCAGCAGUUUUAGGUCAUUAAGCAUUGGAACGUUGAAAGAGCUACCUGAAGUGAAGAAACCAGCUUUUCUUCUAGACCCUGAGAAAUACUUUAGGGAAGGCCCAGAGGAACAGUGUCCCCAGAUUCCAGAGUUUCCAUCACUUUCUGAAACAUUGAAAGCAAUAUUUGAUGAGAAAAACCUGUUCCCCAAAGAAAUUCUGGAUCAUGAAAGAAGAGCCAAGCACUUAUGUCAAGAAACAAGUAGUGAAGUGAAGAUAAAAAGAAAUAAGAAACCAUUGUAAUUGAAAGAAAAAUAAAUAUUUCAUCAUCGCA
This is a messenger RNA of Bubalus bubalis (water buffalo), 3664 nucleotides long. It is a transcript of the gene WDR49, whose product is annotated as WD repeat domain 49. Gene Ontology annotation, molecular function: protein binding; calcium ion binding. The record is from RefSeq and is a predicted model, not a curated record. The transcript has 19 exons. NCBI's taxonomy places the organism in Eukaryota, Metazoa, Chordata, Mammalia, Artiodactyla, Bovidae. The coding region runs from base 526 to 3633 and encodes 1035 amino acids.